Phyllopteryx taeniolatus (common seadragon) is the source of this 2910-nucleotide messenger RNA. RefSeq names its product ubiquilin 4 (gene ubqln4). Gene Ontology annotation, cellular component: cytosol. The record is from RefSeq and is a predicted model, not a curated record. Bases 42 to 1829 code for a protein of 595 amino acids. NCBI's taxonomy places the organism in Eukaryota, Metazoa, Chordata, Actinopteri, Syngnathiformes, Syngnathidae. Gene Ontology annotation, biological process: ubiquitin-dependent protein catabolic process. Gene Ontology annotation, molecular function: polyubiquitin modification-dependent protein binding. The transcript is spliced from 11 exons.
CAAACUCUAGUCGCGAGCUGCUUCCCAUCGGAGGAGUAAAGAUGGCUGACCAGGGCGCCGCAGAUCCCGCUAACAACAACAAUCAAGCCGACGCCGCGGAGGGAACCAUCAUUAAGGUCACCGUAAAGACCCCCAAAGACAAGGAGGAAAUCGCCAUCGCAGAAGAUUCGUCAGUCACGCAGUUCAAGGAGGAGAUCUCCAGGCGCUUUAAAGCCAAGCAGGAUCAGUUGGUUCUGAUCUUUGCCGGCAAGAUCCUGAAGGACGGCGACAGCCUUAGCCAGCACGGCAUCAAGGAUGGCCUGACUGUGCACCUGGUCAUCAAGACGGCUCAGAAGGCCUCAGAUGGAGGCAGCACUUCAGCCUCAAGCUCCUCGCCCACCCCUGCAGGAAGCACCAAUGCCUCCAAUCCAAGCACCACGCCUUCCUCCACGGCCGGGUCCACGGCCGGCUCUGCUCCGCCGCCCACUCAGACGCCCAACCUACUGAGCGGUUUCGGUGACCUGUCCAACCUGGCGGGCCUGGGGAUGGGCACGUCCAACUUCAUGGAGCUGCAGCAGCAGAUGCAGCGGCAGCUCAUGUCCAACCCGGAGAUGCUCUCGCAGAUCAUGGAGAACCCGCUGGUGCAGAACAUGAUGUCCAACCCGGACCUGAUGCGGCAGAUGAUCGUGUCUAACCCCCAGAUGCAGCAGCUGAUGGAGCGCAACCCAGAGAUCUCACACAUGCUCAACAACCCUGAGCUAAUGAGACAGACCAUGGAGCUUGCUCGCAACCCGGCCAUGAUGCAGGAGAUGAUGCGCAACCAGGACCGGGCGCUCAGCAACUUGGAGAGCAUCCCGGGUGGCUACAACGCCUUGCGCAGGAUGUACACAGACAUCCAGGAGCCAAUGUUCAGCGCGGCCAGAGAGCAGUUUGGCAACAACCCCUUCUCAGCCCUCGGCGGCGGCUCCGAGUCGGGCGCCCAGCCGUCGCGGACGGAGAACCGCGAGCCCCUGCCCAAUCCUUGGGGUCCGUCCAACGCCUCGAACCCCGCGGAGAACGGCGGCGGUGGCGGCGGCACGGCGGGUGGAACCGGCGCCGCCGCCGCAGGCACCAACCCCACCGUGUCCAACCCGCUGGGCGUCAACCCCAGCAGUCUGGGAAACGGAAUGUUCAACAGUCCGGGCAUGCAGAGCCUCUUGCAGCAGAUCUCGGAAAACCCUCAGCUCAUGCAGAACAUGCUGUCCGCUCCCUACAUGCGCAGCAUGAUGCAGUCGCUGUCUCAGAACCCAGAGUUGGCCUCCCAGGUUAUGAUGAAUAAUCCCUUAUUUGCCGGAAACCCACAGCUGCAGGAACAGUUCAGGUCUCAGCUUCCCAUCUUUCUGCAGCAGAUGCAGAACCCAGACGCGCUGUCAGUGAUGACGAACCCGCGCGCCAUGCAAGCGCUCAUGCAGAUCCAACAGGGCCUACAGACGCUGCAAACGGAAGCACCGGGCCUCAUGCCCAGCUUGAUGACGAGCGGCCUUCCCGGAGGGAUUCCUGGUGGCAUCCCCGGCGUCCCCACGGGCGGCAGCGCGCCCACCGAGAACCCCGCGUCCUCGCCCAGUAGCGCCGGGACGCCGCCGAACGCCACUCAGCAGCAGCUGAUGCAACAGAUGCUCCAAAUGUUCGCCGGAGGAGGCGUGGGAGGGAGCGCACCGAACCAGACCCCCGAGGUCCGCUUCCAGUCCCAGCUGGACCAGCUGAACGCCAUGGGCUUCAUCAACCGCGAGGCCAACCUGCAGGCCCUCAUCGCCACCGGAGGGGACAUCAACGCCGCCAUCGAGAGACUGUUGGGCUCGCAGCCCUCGUAAAGACACGCACACAAACACAUGCACACACAUGCAGUACAUACUGGCGCCCUGCAUACGUACACAGCCACACACGCGCACACCGCCCCACAUCCACAGACUAAAAGCAUCGCGUUUCGCCCCCCAAACUUUACAAAGACACUUUGGGCAAGAUCCGACACCUCCAUUCUGUUCUCGGAUCCCUGCUCCAUUACAAUAUUUUCCCUCUUUUUGUUUGCCAUCAUCCACUCGGUGUCUUGUUGGGUGGUCUCAUUUGUUUAUUGACAACAGUGGGACGGCCUUCCAGUUAUAAGAGAUCAAAGCGCACGACGUGAUUGGCUAUCGCCGGUGGUCGUGCGCUAGCUUUAAAGGUCUCAUUUGUUCAUGCGACUGGCCCCUUUCUGUUCUUGAUAAAAGCAAGCUUUCCUCCACAAUUGCGGCUUUCCGGAUGAUGCCCUCCACACUUGUAGUUUGUCAUUCCAGGUUCAAGGGAAGAAAAAAAAAGUGUCUUUGUGUGUCUGAGGCACCGCUGUUGUGCCUUUUGUGUCCUCCCUUUCAAUGCGAGACUUCCACAAGUGUGUGUGCGUGCCUGUGCGUGUGUGUGUGGUUGGGUGGAAAGGGGGUGUGGUCUCAAGUUAAAUCCAUGCAUCCGCACAUCACAAGACUUUACUUAUCGGGCGCAAACAGUUGGCACGGUCGACACCGCCAAUACAAAUGAAGCAAAAUGAACUUUUCUUUCAUUUUAAUCUGAUGAUUUACUACUUUUGUUCUUUUUUUGAGGCGCAUUUAAAUUAAACGAAAUUCAGUUGAAUCAGUUGGCCUCACAAAGCAAUUCUGGUAUGGUGGACCUACCAUACGUGUCUAAAAAAUAAAUAAAUAAAUAAACAAAUCUAGCGCUAGGUUGUCAUAUCUUUAUUUUUUCCUCUCUGGAAACUCAGCAUUGUAGUUGUGGUAACCAUGGCAACUGCUUCUCGGGCUUUGCGUUGUUUGUUGACCUCGGCUGAAAACAACAAAACGGAAAAAAAUCCAUCUCCCAAUUGAACAUGUUGGAACUAACUUUUAACAGUACUGUACUAAAAAAAAAUAAAAAUGAACGUGGUCAAAA